UUCACCUGUGCUUAGCUGGCGGUUGCCACCAGAAGCUUUUAAGAAGAAAAGAGGAACAGCCGCCUUCCAAAAAGCACUCUGCAAAAGUGACUUCUUAGCAGACAGCAGCAUCCGAACCCGAGGCGGAAAAAUAAUUCAGCAAAAAUCUUGACCCAAGAAACCUUGCAGGAGAACCACUUAACCGCUGACACCAUCAGGCCUUGGGUGGGACCCCAUCUGGCGCCCUCCAGCUUUGCUCCAGGCAGGUUGAGGUGCCAGAAUGCAGAGUCGAGACCCCUGCAGCCAUUCUCUUUAAAGGGAAAGAGGAGUGGGCAGAGAGUCCGGGCAAAAGCAGGAGAGUCCUGGUGCCAGGCCCAGCAAGGUUUCCAGCUGGGCUUCUCAGCUGCCCCUCCUGGCAGGGCAAAGUGGCAUCUGCUAGGCAGUGCCGGCCAAACGGCAGAGGAAGCAGGGACACCGCUCAGCCCCCAAGAGGGGCGGCCACCACAGGAGAAUCCCUGGGAUCCCUGCCAAAGUUGAGCAGGAAGGCGGCAGCCCUCCCACUGCGAGGAAGAAAGCAGCCGAGGUUGAAUUUCAGAAACCAGCCCGGAUUAGCCACACUUGGGUGCCCUGUGGCUCACUCAGGCGGCAAGAGCAAAAGCAGGCCAGGCCGGCCGGCCAAAGGAAGGGCUGAGCCUCGCUGGGCAGAAGACGUGCUAGCAGAACCCUCCGGGUAGCCCUCCAGGCCGGCCAGCUAGCCAAUGCAGGAAUCCCCGGGGAGGAGAUGGGCAUGCCUGGCAGAGGGGAAACUAAUCCCACUCCGCACAAUGGCCUAGCCUGCUUUGGGCCCUAAGCCAUCUCCCCGCACCCCGGGAGGCUCUCAAGACCUGCUGGCACUCUGGCUCUGCUCCUCAGGGACCUCGUUCUGUGGGUCUCCAACCUCCUCCCCCCAUUUAUGCAAGGCCAGGAAAAUGACAUUCCCCCAGAGGCUGGACCGGUGAGACGAUGGGUGAAAUUGGCAUUUUUCUAGCACUGAAUCCGGAUUUUAGAGCAGCCAGAGACCUUGAGCGCCAAUCCUCUUUUUCUUUCCAUCAUACAGGGUUGAGCUCUGAGCUGUCAACAUCCAAUGUCUUAAUUUUUAAAGGUUUUGUGACUGUUCUCUUGUGUAACCCACAGUUGCCUUUCUGUUCCAAGCUUUUUUCUUUGACUGACUUACUCAUAAUUUUAAAAUUCCUAUUAUUUUAUGGCAGAAAAAAGAGGCGCAAAUCCAAUAAACGACCACACAAUUCUACUGAGGAAACAGAGAAACUGCUUAGAGUGUGAGAUGAUGGGCUCCUUUCUCCCUUAAAUUGAGAAACUCAGGAGGAAUCACAGACCCCAAGUGAAAAGCUCUUUGCACAUGCUUGGGAGCCCAUUCAGUGGAGCCAAAAAGCAAAGCCCUGGGUGUCUGGAAGCCAUAGAACUAUUGCACAUGCACAUGCACAUCAGCAGACUACCAUUCUGCUGGUUAGUCCUAACUGCCUCUUGCUUUCUCCAACAGCCUCAAGGCAGCUGGCCAGCCGCAUGUCCCUGAAAUGCAGAAAUUCAGCAGCCCCACUUAGCCCACCCCACGCCCUUCCCACACGCAAGGGGGCUCUGAGGGCACUCCUCCAUAACCCCACUUGGGCCAGAGGCACAGACCGAAGGAAUGGUCCAGGACUCUGAGCCAGGCCUUGUGCUGGGAGCAAGGGCCAGGGCGCCUCCUGCCUGGGCCCCAAUAGCAAAGUCCCCCAUCUGAUAAAAACCAGCCACGGCUCACUCUCAAAGCAGCACCGGGCAAAGGGGUCGGUCCCCUGAGCCUGCGGCAGGCCCCAUCCUGGCCUGACUCCCUUCCGGGCAAGGGAGAAGCCCCCCUCCCAAGGCCCAGGCAACCUCUGUCCCCAAGGGAGCCCCGAUUCGUGUCCGGGACAUCAAGAACUCUUCGCAGCCUGUACCGACGAGGGCGGCGCCUCCGGUGCUCUACCGCGGAGUCCCGCUCCGCCACCCCUGCUCUAGACAGGCCCAGCAGGGCUGCGGUGGGGAGGGGCAAAAAGGGGUGUCCGGCCAGGGCUCUCCGAAGGGCACGAAAUCCGCUUUGCAGUCGGCCGCGUCGGGACGGCCGGGUUGUUGGUUCGCCGCUCGCGCCAGCGCUCCGCUCAAUGGGGGGAUGCGCGGCUGGCCGCCUUCCCCGCUAAGCCCCGGAGGGAGGCGGCGAGGGGCGGCGUUGCCUGCGCCGAGCGAAGCCGCCCGCCCGCCCGCUUGACGCUGCCGCCCUGCCUGCCGAGAAGCCCCUGCGUCAGCAGCAGCAGCGGCAACGGCAGCAGCAACGGCGGCAGCAGCAGCGGCGGCCGCGGUGGCGGCGGCGGCGGCGGAGUGAAGGACAAAAGGAUGCGAGAGCCGCCCAGGCGGCUGCUACCUGCGCCAGUCCCGGGAGCCGCGAGGGGGGCCGUUGCCAGUCGCGGCGCCGGCUUAGGAUGGUCCGGGGCUCUGCCGCUGCUGCCGCCGCCCCCGCUUGCCCGCCUCCGCCUCCCGCAGCAGUCGCCGGGCUCCGCUGAAAGCUGCAGGCGCGGCGGGCUGCAGGUGCCGCAGCUCCCACCGUCGGGCCCCGGAGGCCGCCCGCCGCCUCGCCCGGGACUCCCGCUCGCCGCCCCGAGCCCCCCCGCCCUAGGCGCUGCGCCCCGCCGGCCAGGGAGCGAGGCGCGGGCGAGUGGGAGCCGCCGCCGCCGCGCCGGCCAUGGAGCUGCGUCCCCCGCAGCGCCCCCCCAGCCGCCGCCACCGCUCUCGCCGCCGCCAGCCCUUGUCCCGCCGCCCAAGGACGCGCCCGCACAGCGUCGGCGCCGCUCGCCCGGGCGCCCAGUGCGGGGUGCCGCGGCGGCCGCCCGCCCCGCCAACCCCUCGGGGGGCCUGACUCGGGCCUCGGGCGACCCGCCACCGCCUCCGGCCGGCCAGCCCCCGCCUGCCGGCCGCUGCGCCCUGUCCCUCCCCCCCGAUGGAGAACGGCGGCGGCGGCGGCGGCGGCGGCUCCCGGGUCCAGCCGGGCUAAGGCGGGAGGGCGGCUCGCCCCGCCGUCGGCUCCGAGUCCCCCGCGAUGGUGAAGAAUGCUGGCGCCGCACCAUGAAGCUCCUGCGGCAGGCUCCUCCGCAGCCCGCCCGGAACGCCGCCCCGCUCGCCUGCCUAGCCUACCUCGUGGCGCAAGCGUGGCUGGUGGCGUGCGCCGUGGCGGCCAGGCCCGGGCCGCAGAGCUGCCCCUCGGUCUGCUCCUGCAGUAACCAGCUGAGCAAGGUGGUCUGCACCCGGCGGGGGCUGGCCGAGGUGCCGCUGGGCAUCCCCUCUGGCACCCGCUACCUGAACCUGAUGGAGAACAGCAUCAAGGUGAUCCAGGCGGACACCUUCCGCCACCUGCACCACCUGGAGGUGCUCCAGCUGGGGCGCAACGCCAUCCGGCAGAUCGAGGUGGGGGCCUUCAACGGGCUGGCCAGCCUCAACACCCUGGAGCUCUUUGACAACUGGCUGACGGUGGUGCCCAGCGGGGCCUUCGAGUACCUCUCCAAGCUGCGGGAGCUCUGGCUGCGCAACAAUCCCAUCGAGAGCAUCUCGUCCUACGCCUUCAACCGCGUCCCCUCCCUCAUGCGCCUGGACCUGGGCGAGCUCAAGAAACUCAAGUACAUCUCCGAGGGGGCCUUCGAGGGGCUCUACAACCUGAAGUACCUGAACCUGGGCAUGUGCGCCAUCCGGGAGAUGCCCAACCUCUCCCCUCUGGUGGGGCUGGAGGAACUGGAGAUGUCCGGCAACACCUUCCCGGCCAUUAAGCCGGGGGCCUUCCACGGACUGAAGUCGCUCAAGAAGCUGUGGAUUAUGAGUGCCCAGAUCGGCGCCAUCGAGCGCAAUGCCUUCGACGACCUCACGGCGCUGGUGGAGCUCAACCUGGCCCACAACAACCUCACCUCUCUGCCCCACGACCUCUUCGCGCCUCUGAGGUACCUGGUGGAGCUGCACUUGCACCACAACCCCUGGAAUUGCGACUGCGACAUCUUGUGGCUAUCUUGGUGGCUUCGGGAAUAUAUCCCCACCAACUCCUCUUGCUGCGGGCGCUGCCAUGCCCCCACGCACAUGCGGGGAAAGUUCCUGGUGGAGGUGGACCAGACGGCCUUCCAGUGCUCGGCCCCCUUCAUCUUGGAUGCCCCUCGGGACCUCAACAUCUCUGAGGGGAGGGUGGCCGAGCUCAAGUGCCGGACCCCUGCCAUGUCCUCUGUGCGGUGGCUGCUGCCCAACGGGACGGUGCUGAGCCACGCCUCCAACCACCCCCGAAUCUCCGUCCUCAACGACGGCACCCUGAACUUCUCCCAGGUCCUCCUCACGGACACGGGGACGUACACGUGCAUGGUGACCAAUGUGGCAGGGCACUCCAAUGCCUCGGCCUACCUCAAUGUGAGUACGGCUGAGCUCAACACAUCCAACUACAGUUUCUUCACCACGGUCACGGUGGAGACCACGGAGACGUCGCCUGAGAAUCUCUUCCCCAAGUUCACCAAGCCGGUGCCGACUGCCUCCACGGGCUACCAGCCGGCCUACACCACCACCACCACCGUGCUCGUCCAGACGACCAAGACGCCCAGGCAGGACGCCACCCUGGAUGGCAACGACAAGAUGCAGACCAGCCUGGACGAGGUGAUGAAGACCACCAAGAUCAUCAUCGGCUGCUUUGUGGCCGUGACCCUCCUGGCGGCGGCCAUGCUGGUCGCCUUUUACAAACUUCGCAAGCGUCACCAGCAGAGGAGUACGGUGGGGGCCGCCAGGACCGUGGAAAUCAUACAGGUGGACGAAGACAUUCCGGCCUCGGCGGGGGCAGCGCCUGCCACCGCCGCCACCACCACCGCCACCCCUUCGACCACGUCUGGCAUGUCAGGUGAGGGGGCAGUUGCGCUGCCGGCUAUUCAUGACCACUACAACACUUACAAACCCUCCCAGGGGGCCCACUGGACAGAAAACUGUUUGGGGAACUCCCUGCACCCCACGGUCACGACCAUUGCAGAACCGUAUAUAAUACAAACCCACCCCAAGGAGAAAGUGCAGGAAACUCAGAUCUGACUCCUUUCCUGCCCCCCCCCAUUAUUAAAUAAAUGCAAUAGGAUGCACAACAGACAAAACCAAGUUUCAUAGCCGGAGGGAGGAGGGCAGUCCCGUUCUCCCGCCCCCCGCCCCCCCCCUAUAUGCUUCUAUAUUAGGUCAUGGGCUGAAAGAAGAAGCAGAUUCUAUUAAAAUGUAAAGAAAAGCCUGUUUUCUAACUUGUUAGCUGCAUUGAGAAGGAAGUGUAACUCCGAAUCUCUCCCCCCCCCCCCACCCCACCCCCGGGACAGAGGCAUAGAUCCCCACGGCGAGUUUCGGCAUCAGACCUAUUUAAAGCAAAAACAUAAACAGCCUUGCUCCCAAAGACAGUGGCGGAGAAGAUAAAACAGAAAAUUUCAAAACCAAGGA
Ahaetulla prasina is the source of this 5469-nucleotide messenger RNA. It is a transcript of the gene LRRC4, whose product is annotated as leucine rich repeat containing 4. The coding region runs from base 2383 to 5082 and encodes 899 amino acids. Gene Ontology annotation, biological process: synaptic membrane adhesion; postsynaptic density protein 95 clustering; excitatory synapse assembly. Gene Ontology annotation, molecular function: protein binding. NCBI's taxonomy places the organism in Eukaryota, Metazoa, Chordata, Lepidosauria, Squamata, Colubridae. The transcript has a single exon. Gene Ontology annotation, cellular component: glutamatergic synapse; postsynaptic density membrane; plasma membrane. The record is from RefSeq and is a predicted model, not a curated record.